Eutrema salsugineum is the source of this 1769-nucleotide messenger RNA. RefSeq names its product putative glucose-6-phosphate 1-epimerase. The transcript has 7 exons. Gene Ontology annotation, molecular function: carbohydrate binding; isomerase activity. Bases 593 to 1510 code for a protein of 305 amino acids. Lineage: Eukaryota; Viridiplantae; Streptophyta; Magnoliopsida; Brassicales; Brassicaceae. The record is from RefSeq and is a predicted model, not a curated record. Gene Ontology annotation, biological process: carbohydrate metabolic process.
UCUCUGAACAUCUCUUUCUUCCCUUGUUUAUCAUCCGAAUAAUUUAGAUUCUUCCUCCGGGUCAAAAACGUUGUGUGUUUGCUUUCUAGGUUCUUGAUUGAAAACGUAAUUUAAUCUGGGUCGAAUCCUAAUUUAUAGGCUCCUAAUCGUUAACUUUUCCCGGGAAAUUGGGGGGUUUUUUUUUCCCGGGAAAUCUUGUGUUUUAAUAUAUGGACUUCCGAGUGAUUUUCAAAAAUUUCCAAGAUCUUCCGUUUUCAAUCUCAACCUCACGUCUGUCUUAAUCGCGAUCUCCCUUUAUCCUCUUUUUUGCACAUUAGAUUUUUUUUUCCUUCUUUUCUUUUUGUGUGUGUGUGUUGCAGCUUUAUCGGUUUAAGAAAAGGACUUAGCAGUUGAAGUGGUGGUUGGGUUUUCGGUUUCGUCUCCACGAGAAAACUUUGGGUUUCUUGUUGAUCCACAAGAAAGCUUACUUCUUGUGAUUUCUUCGCCUAAUUUUUUUUGUUUUGUUUAAAAACGCGACAAAGCAAGGGAAAACAAAAACAAAAAAUCAAAGUCUCUAUUUUUGUUUCUCGAUUGAAAUCUUUUGUUGCUUACAAUGGAGGAACCAUCUGGAGUCAGUGCUGAGAAGAGACCCAUCGUUGACUUGGUCAAGGAUAAAAAUGGAACUAAUCAGAUUCUUCUUCAGAGUCCUAAAGGUGCUUCCGUUAAGAUCAGUUUACAUGGAGGACAAGUUCUUUCUUGGAAGACUGAGAAGGGUGAUGAAUUGUUAUUCACCAGCACCAAGGCCAACUCAAAGCCUCCCCAUCCGGUUCGAGGAGGAAUCCCUAUAUGCUUUCCUCAGUUUGGAACUCGAGGAUCGCUUGAGCAACACGGAUUUGCAAGAAAUAAGAUGUGGCUUGUGGAAAACAACCCACCAGCUUUACCUUCAUUUGACUCAACCGGCAAAGCAUAUGUUGAUUUGGUACUCAAGUCCUCUGAUGAAGACACUAGGAUCUGGCCUCACAGCUUUGAGUUUCACCUCAGAGUUUCAUUGGCAUUAGAUGGGAACCUAACGCUGAUCUCUCGAGUCAGAAACAUCAAUUCAAAGCCUUUCAGCUUUUCCAUUGCUUACCACACAUACUUCUCCAUUUCCGAUAUCAGUGAAGUAAGAGUUGAAGGACUGGAAACUCUUGACUAUCUUGAUAACUUGCACGAUAAAGAGCGGUUUACAGAGCAAGGCGAUGCAUUAACCUUUGAGUCCGAGAUCGAUAGAGUGUACCUAAACUCUAAAGACGUGGUUGCUGUUUUCGACCAUGAGAGAAAACGCACAUUUCUCAUCAAGAAAGAAGGUCUACCUGAUGUCGUGGUUUGGAAUCCAUGGGAUAAGAAAGCUAAAGCAUUGACGGAUUUGGGAGAUGAAGAGUACAAACAGAUGCUUUGUGUUGAUGGAGCAGCUAUAGAGAAACCCAUCACAUUGAAACCGGGUGAAGAAUGGACCGGGAAAUUGAUUCUAUCGCUUGUCCUUUCGACCUGAAAACCGGUACCGGUUAUCUCAAACUUAUUGAUUCUUCUCUCUCUCUUAUUAUUUGUAUCUUUUGGGUUUAUUUUUUUCCUGUAUAGUCUAUAGAACAUCACAGUGUGUGUGAUUCUUCGGUAUUAAAUCCGAAAUAUUAAAAACAAGCCUGGGAUUUGAAAAGGUCACCCGUUUUUAGGAAGUGACAAGAUCCUAGUUUUGUGCGAGAUUUAACUUGUGUAUGAAGAUAAUGUUACAUAUAUGAAGUUUGUAUUUAUCU